GUAGAAUGUAAACAAAGAUGGCCGACGACGUUGCAACAAAAGACAAAGCAAAAAAGAAUAAAAAGGCCAGGCCAAAGUCUGGGAAGGCAAAACAGGAAGAUGAAAUUCCACUCGCGGAUCUGAAGGGCAGCAGUUCUAAGUUUGACCAGCUCCUUCAGCAGGCAGUGGAUCAGGCCACAGAUGGAGCCAAAAAGAAGAAAAAGAAGAAGGCCGAGACAGAGGCAGUGCUGGAAUCUCUGAGGAAAGGAGAAGGUUUACAGAAGGAGGAGGAUGCCGCCAUUAAAGCUAACACCUACGACCCAGACAACAGUCCGAAAAAUGAAAAAAGUAACAAACGACGACAGAAACUACAGGAGCAAGCAAAAGACAAUUCAGCUUUUGUAAAUGAUGAAGAGAAAGUUGAUAAUACAAAGAAGAAGAAAAAGAAAAAGCCCACCGAGAAAAUUGACACUGACACACUGAUUGAAGACAAAACCAUGACAAUAGAUGAGCUAGCUACAACACCAAAGAAGAAGAAAAAGCCACCAGAUGGGGAGACUACAACAGAAACUCCAACAAAGGCACCCAGGAAGAAAAAGAAAGAAGUCGUCUCCGGAGAUGAGAGACCUUUGUCUCCAGCAGACAGUGAACUCGCAGAAACAGGAAAGAAGAAGAAAAAGAAGCCUGCAGCGAAAAGUGAAGAUGAGCAGCCAUUGUCAGAACCGACAUCUCCAGCAAGGCCAGAGACAAAGAAAAAGAAGAAGAAAAAUGUAGAGGCAAGUGAAGAAGAACGUCCUAUGUCUCCAUCUGAAGAGUCGAUGACUGCUCCCAAGAAAGGGAAGAAGAAGAAGAAAGGUGAAGAGACUGAAGAUGAGGACACCAGACCUUUAUCACCCUCUGAGGAGUCUGUACCUCCUACACCAACCAAGACCAAAGGCAAGAAGAAGAAGGGGAGAGAGGCUGAGGAAGAGAGACCCAUGUCACCCUCUGAGGAGUCUGUGGUAUCAGAGACAGUGGGGAAGAAGAAGAAGAAAAAGAAAGAGGUCAAGGCUGAGGAGGAGGAGGAAGAGCAGACAGAGGAGAAGGCUGCAGUCAAACAGAAGAAGAAGAAAAAGAAGAAGGGGGAAGAGGAGGCAGAGGAAGGGGAGGAUCAAGAAGAAGGAGAGGAGGAUUUAUCACCAGAUGAAGAAACAGAAGUCAAAAAGCCAGCCAAGAAAAAAGACAAGAAAAAGAAAAAGGAGCCAGUGGAUGAGGCGGAGUUGGAGCGGAGACGGGAGGAGCGGAUGAAGGUGGAAGAUGAGGGGGAGGUGUUAUCGGUGACGAUCCACCGAACGGACAAACUAAAGAACGACUUCCACAUCCUCCACCCGCUGGUCAGGGUCCACAUAGUGGAUGAGGAGACAGGGACCUACCUCCACAAACAACACAAGGACAGAGCAGUGACUGCCUUUUUUGAGACAGAGAAUGAACAAGUGGACAAAAUCCUUCCAAUCAUGACCCAACCAUUUGAUUUUAAGGAGAGGAAGUCAGUGGUGCCUGUCUGGGAAGAGCUGCUUCUGUUCAAUGAGAACUUUAACUACUUUAUAGAGACGGAUCUUAAAGUCAUUGUCUUCUUUGAGGUGCUUGAUUUUGUGAGUAUGAACACAGCCAGUAAACAGUUCUCCAGCCAAAAAAGAGAGGGGGGCUGGUACAGAAUAGCAUGGGCUUUCUUAAAGAUACGUGGAAAUAAUAACAAAUUGAAUGUUGGUUCCAAAGUGAGGCUGCAAUUAUUUGUCCCUCCCAGCAGCUCCCACCCAAAACCCAACCAGCUAGAGGUUUACCAGUGGUGGAGCAGUAUGAAGAGGGAGCCCUACCCCUCCACUCUGUACGUCACCAUCAAAGGGAUCCAACCCCCGCGGGACGUGGAACCCGCCCUCAUGAGGUCCAUGUUUGCUACACAGGAGGAGGUGGGCCACCGUACAUACACAGACCUGAAGAAAAGUACACAAUGGGGAGAAAAGAAAAAGGGGGAACACAAGUCUUUGUCCUCCUGGUCACGGUUGGCUGGUCAGACCUGCCGGAUUCCCAACACCCUCCAUGCUACCCUCCCCGCGGGAAGAAAGGGCUGUUUUAUGCUCCGGUUCUCACACGAUGGGCGGAGCUUGGCUUGUGCCUGUAAUGACAGGGAUCAAUAUCCUAUAUUUAUUUAUGAGGUGCCAUCAUUUGAGCUGAAAGGAAAAUUAAAAGGUCACUUUGGUCUGGUGUAUGAUCUGUGCUGGUCUAAACGAGACACUCAUCUUCUGUCUGCAUCCUCAGAUGGAACGGCAAGACUUUGGAACAUGGACAAUUUUGAAUUCUCGGAGAAACUCCUCCCCCACCCUGGCUUUGUGUACACGGCCAAAUUCCACCCCCGACUGGACACGGUAAUCGCCACGGGAGGUUACGACCAGGUGAUACGGGUCUGGGACGUCAGUGGACCAGAGCAACAUGGAGUUCUGAAGCAAGAAAUAGAGGACCACAGAGGGCUAGUUAACACACUGAUAUUUGAAGAAGAUGGUGGGAAGAUGUAUUCUGGUGACAGUGCAGGAAAUGUCCUGAUAUUCAAUGUGUUUGUUGGUGAACAAGAACCUAGAUUAGGAUGGGAAAGAGACUGGACCAUAUUCCGUAAAAUAGAUGACCCUGAGCUUAAGGAUGUCCCCAUAAACUGUCUGACCCUCCAUCACAAUGGGAGACGACUCCUGGUACACAGCAGGGACAACAUCAUCAGAAUGUUUGACCUCAGGGUACAAAGAGUGAUGCAGAAGUACAUUGGAGCCCUGAACUUUAGAGAAGAAAUCCACAGUACCCUGACUCCCUGUGGGUCAUUUGUCUUUGCUGGGAGUGAGGAUAACUUUGCUUAUGCCUGGAACACAGAGACUGGUGACCAGGUAGCGAUGUUUUCGGAGUUGAAUUAUCAGUACCCUGUGACGGAUGUGGAGUAUCACCCUAGAGACCACAUGAUGGCGCUGUGUUCCCUCGGUGACAACCAACCAAUCCUUAUCUACAACUACGAUCCUCACAUUGCUCAGAUAGAUGCGGGAUUAUCCCCGAGACAGAUCAAUGUACCCGAGUACACUCAGCCCGAGGAGAUUCCACAUACUUCUACAUUACCUGGUUCCCCUAGAAAGGAGGACACAGGAAAAACCACAUCAAGUCUAGGAACCAGAAUUCUGACAAAAGAUGAAUUCCAGGCACAUGCUACUGCUAGAUUUGAGAAAGUGAUGAGAAAACUCAACAGUGCUACAGCUCAGAUAACCUCCCCUGCUAUGGACCUGCCCGGUGUUCCACUGUCCACCCCCCGCAUGGGACACACAGGAUUGAUGAUGGGUUCCAUGACCCCCAGAACCAUGAUGGCCUCUCCCCAGGCCUUCUCGCCCCAUGCCUCUCGUACUAUGACUGGUAUCAUGCAGCAGCAGCAGUUCUCCAAUCAGAACCUGUAUCUGAAGACCGGGGAUACUGACUGGAGGCCUGGGUUUACUGAGGUUGGUCGCCAUGGUGCAAGAAGCUCCAGUCCCACAUUUGUAGGCAGACCCCCAACUAUCGCCCUAACACAGCAACAAGGAGGAAAGGCUCAGUUUUCCUUCCAAGCACCUGCUGGUAAAUCAGUCAGCCAGAAACAGGUGGUAGCCCUGUAUGACUACAGAGCCCAGCGUUCUGAUGAGCUGACAAUAUUUAAGGGGGAUGUUAUUACCGUACUUUAUAAAGACAACGACAACUGGUGGAUGGGAGAGCUGCCUGACGGUCAGCAAGGAUUCUUUCCCUCCAGCUAUGUUGCCGAAGAGGAUUCAGAGAGCAUCACUGACAACAGACCUGUAGACGACAGUGAUGAGGACGAGGAUGAUGAAACAGCUGUCAAAAAGAAGUACACAGCCUACAGAACUAAGACCGGGGAGCUGAAGUUUCUCUCUGGGGCUGAAGAAUCAGAUGAGGACUUACUAGAAGCCAAGCCAAAAAAAAAGAAUCGAGGAAAUGCAGAUGAAGGAAGUGAUAUAGGCUCGACUGGAACCCUGGACAGCAAAGGAAAGAGGAAGAAACAGGUCGUCAUUAACGAGUCAACGGCCUGAGUACA
Saccostrea cuccullata (small rock oyster) is the source of this 4066-nucleotide messenger RNA. RefSeq names its product jouberin-like. Gene Ontology annotation, biological process: motile cilium assembly. Gene Ontology annotation, cellular component: ciliary basal body. Gene Ontology annotation, molecular function: protein binding. Lineage: Eukaryota; Metazoa; Mollusca; Bivalvia; Ostreida; Ostreidae. The transcript has 32 exons. The coding region runs from base 18 to 4061 and encodes 1347 amino acids. The record is from RefSeq and is a predicted model, not a curated record.